UUUAUAUUUCAGUUUGGUUGUGAGUUACUAUAAUUUCAUACAUAUGCAGGAAUGCUUUCAUCUAGUGAACCUGGGAAUAUUAAUUCAGAAAUUCAAAAAGAAGAAAUAGAAAAUCAUCAUUGUUGGAAUCUUGAGACAAUUCCUACUGAACUAUUUCUUUUAAUCUGUUCAUUCCUCGAUGCAAAAUUUGUGAUAAGUACGUUGAGUCAAGUUAAUAAAAGAUUCUAUGACAUAAUUAAAGAAUAUACGACAUGGAAAUUUAGAAUAACCAAAAGAUGGCCCAAAAAGUAUCCAAUUGUUUCUGUUCCUGAUGAAUUAUUUGACUGGAAGAAAGCAUGUGUUCAACGUGAAGAGCAGUAUAAGUUAUGGUCACAAUGGGAAACACAUAUGAGUUAUUUUUGUAUUUCUGGUGCUCACUAUGCAGCUGUUGAUGUUGUUCAUUUUCUUGAGGGAAGCCAUCUUUUUGUAUCUGGUUCAAGAGAUCGAAGUUUAAAACUUUGGGAUGUUAGUAAAUUUGACUCUACUCAGGCUUCUUCAGAUUUCAGAAGUUGUCUUUCAGAAAUUAGAAUUGAUGCCCAUCAGGGAUGGAUAUGGUCACUAGCAUCUGCUGGACAUCAAUUUUAUAGUGGAGGUUGGGAUGCAAAUAUAAAAUGUUGGGAUAUGAAGGCAAAUUUUAGCAAUGUGAAAAUUGUCAAUUGGAACUCUGCAAUUUUGUGUUUAGAUUACUUCGGUAAUUUACUUACAGCUGGUACUUAUGGUAAACAAGUAUUAUUGUUUGAUCCCAGGACUAAAUUAGACAGUGUAAUGUAUCAUGCAAAUCAUAAAAGAGCAGUCUUAUGUAUUGCUAUGGAUGAUAAUUUUAUAAUCACUGGUAGUGAAGAUCAAUCAUUAAUAGUUUUUGACAAGAGGAAUAGGAAAUUAUUAAAUGUUAUAAAGUUUCAAGGCUAUCCUAUGUCUCUCUCUUAUGGUUAUGAUCAUUUAUGGGUUGGAGAUAAACAAGGUGUAAUUCAUCUAAUUGAUCCUACAAAUGAAAAAUUUAACUUAGUAGAAACAUAUAAAAUUGGACAUGUUGGUAAAAUAACUGGAAUUUCUCAUUCAUUAGGAAGUGUAAUUACAUGCUCAACAGAUAAGACUAUAAGUAUUUUAGAACCUAAUGCUGAUCCAGAAGUUAUAACAAAAUUAUCACUUGCAGGAGAAAUUGCAGGAAUUGCAAAUGUUGGACAAAUGCUGCAGUGACAAAUCAGCUUUUUCUAAAGAAACCAAAUGAUUAAGAGCUUUACUGCUACCAUUAAUAAUUAAAUAUCAAGUAAUUUGAAUAUUCUGGAAGAAAAGAAUUAUCCUAGAGUGGGACUUGAACCUGAAACUACUGCUUACUGUGCAGAUGCAUUGCCAGUUACACUACCUGGACCUCUGUCUGAUCCCUCACUUCCAGACGUAUUUAAUUUAGAUAAAACCCUCCUUGGUUACUUAUGGCACUGAAUUGAGACAAGUUCAGCACCCACAGCCUAUUUCAUUAUAAAAUAUUGGGUUUUGACGUCUAUAUAUGUAUCAGUUUUUUCUUUAAUAUGUAACAAUAAAUACUUCCAAAAGAAUCUAGUUUAUUCCAAAGAUUCUAAAUGCAAUUGAGAUAUAAGUUCUGAAUGUGUCAAUUAGACUUUUACAUGCUCCUAUUCUCAAAUUAGCCCAUUACAAAAAGAACAGUAUGACAGUUAACAUUGUCAUCAGGAUAUUUAUCAUAUGGAAAAAGUUGUCACAAUGUAGAUAAUUCAGAUUGUUGAAAAGGUAGGAAGAAUUUUUCAAUUGUAAUUUUGUCCAUAAUGACCAGUGAUUCAAUUCCAAAGCCUGAAAAUAGUUAGAUACUGUCUGUAUAUUAAUAAUAGGAUAAUAUAAAAAUGUAAAAUAAUGGGUAGGGUAAUAUAAUUUAUUAAGAAUAUUACUUAACUUGGUUACAAUGAAGUUAUUGACGAGACUAUAUCUCAUCUCUAAAAUUGCACUGCUAUCAAUGGCUGCAUACCUUAGAGGUAUGAAGGAGUACAUGUCAGGAGUUGCAAUUUAGCACAGAGUAUUUGGUGCCCAAAAUAAACCAAACUUGUAGGUAGUCAGGGAACUUGAGAACCAGGUAAAAAAAAAAAAUACGAAAUGCUGAGACUGUUUCUACAAACAGUGCGAGUGCAAGAUUUGUGCAUGCAUUGCUUGCGCUCUCUGAGACAUAGUCUCAUCCCAAAAAUGGCUUCUCUGUUUUACUUGUUUUAAAAAUUCAUCUUAAACUCUAUUACUAUUAAUAGCAUCAUGGUUUUUAGAAAAUUAAAUGUAACAAAAUGAAUAAGAAACAUUAUUAUUAAUACAGUAGUUUGUUAUUUGUAAAGUUGUAGACACAUGGAUAACUUAUACCAACUGAUUGUAUCAUAAGCAGAUCUUGAAUUCUUAUUGCAAUGUCUCAGUUUUGAAUAUAGGUUAUAUAUUUGAAUGUCAACUGAAAAUGAAUAAUAUAUUUUAAACAUUUACUUUAUGUGAUAACUAUACUUUACAAUUUUUGAUCAUUUUACACAAUGUUUUAUAUGUAAUGAAAACUUAUAUCAUGUAAUGAUGACAAGGCCAAGUUUUCACAGGUAUGAACAAUAUAAUUAGUAUGACUUCCUGUGAUCUCUGCUUCAGAAAUGCAAAAUAGUACAAAACAGAUUUACUUGGAUUCUGAUUCAAAAAUAUGCAAACUAGUUAAUAAACAUUUUUAUAGUAUUUAGAUGAUACAUGAUCAGAAACAACUUUAUCAGGAAUUUAAUCAUAUCUUAGAAUUUGAAAUUGCAUAAAGCAUUUAUAAGAUGAACUUUGAUCUUCAUUUCUUUAUAAAUCAGUCAGAUAUCAGUUGUAUUGAUAAUAAUAUCCAUUACUG
This is a messenger RNA of Centruroides sculpturatus (bark scorpion), 2890 nucleotides long. Its product is annotated as F-box/WD repeat-containing protein 9-like. Gene Ontology annotation, cellular component: preribosome, large subunit precursor. The record is from RefSeq and is a predicted model, not a curated record. The transcript is spliced from 10 exons. Gene Ontology annotation, molecular function: protein binding. Bases 52 to 1236 code for a protein of 394 amino acids. NCBI's taxonomy places the organism in Eukaryota, Metazoa, Arthropoda, Arachnida, Scorpiones, Buthidae.